Messenger RNA from Phyllostomus discolor (pale spear-nosed bat), 3121 nucleotides. RefSeq names its product cyclin dependent kinase like 1 (gene CDKL1). Gene Ontology annotation, biological process: protein phosphorylation. Gene Ontology annotation, cellular component: nucleus. The record is from RefSeq and is a predicted model, not a curated record. The transcript is spliced from 10 exons. NCBI's taxonomy places the organism in Eukaryota, Metazoa, Chordata, Mammalia, Chiroptera, Phyllostomidae. Gene Ontology annotation, molecular function: ATP binding; cyclin-dependent protein serine/threonine kinase activity. Bases 359 to 1417 code for a protein of 352 amino acids.
CACGGUGGGAAUAGCUCCUUCAGGGGCCGAGGACCACCCACCUGGGCCCUUCCUGGCAGCAAAGACUGCGGCCGGGUCCCGCAGGGGAGCCGGGCACAGCGGCUACGCCCAGGGCAGCCCGGGUGGGAGCCAGUUCCCAUAGGGAUCGCGGGCCGGGCAGGCGGAGAAGAGGGGACGGGCCGGAGUCCCGGAGUCGGCCAGGUGGAAGCAGGGCCCCGCCGGGCUGCCGCAGCGCCGUCCUUGACAGAGACCCGUCGCUGAGUUGCGGGCUCCAGCGCAGUCUGUCCGUGCCAGUAUUUUACAAGCGACGUUUUCAAACUAUGUGAGGAUCUAUGUUAAGAAGAUUUAUUCCUCUGUGAUGGAGAAGUAUGAAAAAAUUGGGAAGAUUGGUGAAGGAUCCUAUGGGGUUGUUUUCAAAUGCAGAAACAGGGACACGGGUCAGAUCGUGGCCAUCAAGAGGUUUCUGGAAUCAGAAGAUGACCCUGUCAUAAAGAAAAUCGCCCUUCGAGAAAUCCGCAUGCUCAAGCAACUCAAGCAUCCCAACCUUGUGAACCUUAUUGAAGUCUUCCGGAGGAAGCGGAGGCUUCAUCUGGUGUUUGAGUACUGCGACCACACGGUUCUCCACGAACUGGACAAAUACCGAAGAGGGGUGCCGGAACAUCUUGUGAAGAGCAUCACUUGGCAGACAUUGCAAGCUGUAAAUUUUUGCCAUAGACACAAUUGCAUACAUAGAGAUGUGAAGCCGGAAAAUAUCCUCAUCACCAAACAUUCAGUGAUUAAGCUUUGUGACUUUGGAUUCGCUCGGCUUUUGACUGGACCGAGUGACUACUACACAGACUACGUGGCUACCCGGUGGUACCGCUCCCCGGAGCUGUUGGUGGGGGACAUGCAGUAUGGCCCUCCAGUAGAUGUUUGGGCAAUCGGCUGUGUGUUUGCGGAGCUGCUGUCAGGGGUGCCUCUGUGGCCGGGCAAAUCUGAUGUGGAUCAGCUCUACCUGAUCAGAAAAACCUUGGGAGAUCUCAUUCCUAGGCACCAGCAAGUGUUCAGCACCAAUCAGUACUUCAGUGGGGUGAAAAUUCCAGAUCCUGAAGAUAUGGAACCACUUGAAUUAAAAUUUCCAAACAUUUCUUAUCCUGCCCUGGGGCUCUUGAAGGGCUGUCUUCACAUGAAUCCUGCUGAGAGACUGACGUGUGAGCAGCUGUUGCAACACCCGUAUUUUGACAGCAUCAGAGAAAAAGGGGGUUUGGGCAAAGAUCAUGACAAGCCAACAAGGAAGGCCCUAAGACAGAAUCGAAAGCACCUGCCUGGGUGUCAGUACCUACCUCAGCUGACUAACAGCAGCAUCCUUCCAGCUUUGGACAAUAAGAAGUACAACUACAAUGCCAAGAAACUUAACUACCAUUUUCCAAACAUUUAAGGAGCUUGGAGAUGGAUGAUAAAAGAAAGAACUGAUCAAUAAUUAAAAAAAAAAACCUAAUACAUUUGACUGACAACCAUCCAAAUGUUGAGAAAACAUAAGUAACUAACGAGGGGAGACCACUUGGCAAGGUAGGAAGGGAACUUCCAGAAGCAGUCUUCCAUGCUUGGUGAUGCUGUCUGGAACAGAAGGGGAAAACUUACUUGGUUUUCCACUAGAGUUUUUCUUGUAUCUAAAUAGCUGAACUUAUGGACAGAUAUAGAAAUGGUAUCUACUGCCCAUCGUUCCAGCAAAACAAGAGAUGUAAAAAUUAUUUAUGCUUCCCUUGUACCAUAGGCAACAGUGAGAAAUGGAUCACAAAAUGCCCAUAUGUAUUUCUGUAGGUCUCUGUUCCCUCGAGUCCUAUCUCCUGUCUUUCCAGAUUGUUUCAACAUGUUUAAGGGGUGUUUUAGUUCUUGCAAUCAAAAUAUUUAAAAUUCCAUUUCCUGUCUGUUCUAUCUCUUGGUUUUUAAAUUUUAAAACAUUUUUGGAAUUUUUAAGUUAUUCAAAAUACUUAAAAUCAUGUAUUAUCAAGACUCACAUAUGCUUAUGUAUUUAAUGAUACGUUUAUAGACAUUUCUCACAUAUACUUUUGUCUUUACCUUUAGUAAAGAAUGCAUCUUAGUCAUUUUUGCAGGUAAGGCGGAUUACUAUACUCCACCUACAUUUGUUCACUCAAUUCCCCUUGAAAACAAUGGUAUGCAGAUUGGCGCUGACCAAGGUGUAAGGAGUAGAACAAAACCUAUAGGUUUGGCAGGAACUGAACCUGCCAGCCUAAGAGUAAUUAGUACUUCAUUCUCUCCAGCUCAGCCUCAGACUUGGAGACAGAUCUGCAGGCAGGACUAUAGUGAUCUGGGUUUUGGAAGAAAUUGCUUAUGAGCUUUUACCUGGCUCAUGAAAGACCUUAGGUGGUAAACUGUUGUUUUCCCUGAAACAUCUUUUUAUACUAUAUGUAUAUGUGUGUGUGUGCACACAUGUAUAUAUGUGUAUGUAAAGACAUACUAUUCUAACAACUAAUAAUAAAACUGUAGUCCAAAAUGAUAUUGAGGAUUCCUCGCUUUACACAGUGAUACUUAAAACAAUGAUGUAGUUAGUUAGCCUUGAUUUGGCCUAUUGCUCCUAUUCAAACAGUUCAUCCUUGUCACCUAGACACAAGGGCAAUGUAAAAUUCAUGUCUUUUCUUAUAACUCAAAGUCAUUUUUGGUUGAUGUGCUGCUAUUUCCUAGCUGUUCUCAGCCAUGGUUCUGAAGUUGUAUUUUACUGUAUCUUCAAAACAUUUUUUCUGCACUCUUGGUUUACUGCUGAUUUUCUUCAUGAAACCAUUUGAUCUUACUCACUUACAGCUAAGUAAGUAACCCACCAAAUUCUGGCAACUGCUCGAUCAUAUUGGCUACCCCAGCCAGUUUAAUGAUAUCCAAAGUCUUCCUGAUGUAUGUAGAUCCUUGCAUAGGGCUGAUAAUAGGCUAAUUACUAACCCCAGUAUUAUCUAAUUCUUGUUAUGUAGUUUUGAGUCAAAUGACAAGGAAGGAUAUCCAAUUUCUGCGAAUAGUUUACAUUUUGUUUUCCCUCUUUUCCUUCACCCAAAACAGUGCACUUGACAAGGCAGAUGACUGUAACUGCCUAAUUUAUAUAACAGUUUUUCAGAAUAGAAAGUAGCUCCAGACU